CCUUCAAUGACCACCAAAGACCAGUAAGUCAUUCUUCUUUAACGACAUGUUAACAGUUUGGCUUUUUUUUUUGCAGCAUUUUUUGAAACUGUUGAAUUUUUGUGCAGGCAAAACCCAAGAUUUCUGCAUCUCGCAGACUGACCCUGAAGGUCAAGCUGCUCAAGGCCGCAACGGUGAUGUUGGAGAAGGAGAAGGAAAGAAAGUGCCAGGAGAGAGAAACCACCUUGAGCGAGAGACUGCCACCGCUGCAGCUGUCUAGCGUGUCAAUGCAGGACCUUCAGGCUCUGUGCAAAGAACUGCACCAUAAAAUCGACGUGGUCGAUGAAGAGCGCUACGACAUCAACUCCAAGGUUACCAAGAAUAACGUAGAGCUUGAAAAUCUCUCUGCCAAGAUCAUUGAGCUGAAGGGUAAAAUGAAGCGUCCCGCUCUUAAAAGGGUAAAGAUUUCAGCUGACGCCAUGUUGGGAGCGCUGUUGGGCGCCAAGGUCAAGGAAUCUGUUGACUUUAAGGCCAACCUUAAGACCCACAAGAAGGACGAAGAGAAGAAAGAGGAAGUGACUGACUGGCGUAAGAACGUGGAGGCCAUGUCCGGCAUGGAGGGCAGAAAGAAGCUGUUUAAUGCCGGCCAGUAGAUUCAAAAUGAAUCAGAUGGACAACUAGGAAGCCCACAGUAAUGUUGCUGUGUUUGACCACCAUAGAUUAACACUAACACGCCUUAAAUGGUUUUGUAAAUUCCUUUUUGUAGAUAAUGUCAAAGUGUGCGCUAUGUCCUUAUAGUGUAGAAGGUGCUUGGAAACAAUGCAAUAAAAUAAAUGAGUUGAAUUUA
Molecule: messenger RNA, 826 nt
Organism: Syngnathus typhle (broad-nosed pipefish)
Lineage: Eukaryota; Metazoa; Chordata; Actinopteri; Syngnathiformes; Syngnathidae
Product: troponin I, slow skeletal muscle-like
Exons: 5
Coding region: 177-632 (151 amino acids)
Biological process (GO): muscle contraction
Cellular component (GO): troponin complex
Source: RefSeq, a predicted model, not a curated record